UUAUGUUGAGCUAACUCCGUGCAGCUUAACGUCGGCGUCAGCGGCAGGGAGAAAGAGUCAAAGUAAGCAACAGGAACAAAGUUGUGGGACCUGAGUCCACAGUACUGCGGCGUUCACCCGUGAAAUGUAAUAACCAUCUCUCCGUUUCCCCAGAGACAGCCCCGCCGUGUUGCUCUACGAGACUACGGUAGUUUGUGUGUUCCGUUGCAUCAAAAAGGCGUCUCUUUUUGUUUUUUUGUGUUGUGUUAAGGGGGCACAUUGUGGAGACUGGAUGCGCUUUUGAGGACGGUUCCCUUUAAGUUAGGUCGUUAGUUAAGAAGAGUGCCUCGUGGGGGGAAAAAAUGCCUUAAAUCAAUUGGAUUUAUGUACUUUAUUUUUUAUUUUCUUUCAAACUUUUACAUAGAUUUUUUCUACUUGUGUUUGUCUGCCCAUACUGUACACGCUUUUUGGACUUGUUUUGAGGGAGCACGUCUCCUGACUCCUUGGUGACAGCAGAGGUGCAGAAAGAGGCCUGGUACCAGAAUUAUCCCAGUAGCGCACAAUUUCAACCUAUAAAGGCACUGAAUUCAUUGGCUACCAUGGCCUCGCACGGUGACAUCGCAGAGGGAGGAGCCAAUGAAGAGUUCAACGACAUCAUCAAGUGGAGAUCCGAUGAGCAUGACGCCGUACAGCAGAAAACAUUCACCAAAUGGAUAAAUGCACAGUUCUCCAAGACGGAGAAGACGCCUAUCAAGGAUAUGUUCUCUGACCUGAAGGAUGGGAGGAAGCUGCUGGACCUGCUGGAGGGUCUCACCGGCACUGUCCUGACCAAAGAGAGAGGUUCCACCAGAGUGCACGCUCUCAAUAACGUCAACAAAGUACUUCAAGUUUUGCAUCAAAAUAAUGUUGAUUUGGUAAACAUAGGAGGCACCGAUAUCGUGGAUGGGAACCACAAGCUGACCUUGGGCCUCAUCUGGAGUAUUAUUCUUCACUGGCAGGUGAAAGACAUAAUGAAGGAUAUUAUGUCCAACUUGCAGCAGACCAACAGUGAAAAGAUCUUACUGAGUUGGGUACGCCAAUGCACCCGUUCAUACCCAGAAGUCAAUGUGCUGAACUUCACCACUAGCUGGGCUGACGGCCUGGCACUCAACAGCAUCCUACACCACUUCAGGCCAAAUGCAUUCAAGGCUGGGAAGCAGGUGGUCAGAUUGUCAGCCCCAGUGGAGAGACUGGGACCAUUGCUUCGAGCUGUUGGGUAA
Messenger RNA from Morone saxatilis (striped sea-bass), 1238 nucleotides. RefSeq names its product utrophin-like. Gene Ontology annotation, cellular component: plasma membrane. The transcript has 9 exons. Gene Ontology annotation, biological process: synaptic signaling. Gene Ontology annotation, molecular function: protein binding. Lineage: Eukaryota; Metazoa; Chordata; Actinopteri; Moronidae. The record is from RefSeq and is a predicted model, not a curated record. The coding region runs from base 579 to 1238 and encodes 219 amino acids.